UUUUUUUGCCUUUCGUAUCUGAGCCGUCCUACUUGUGUUGGCGACCUGGCAGAAACGGAUGGAUUGUCUGGGUAGCUACUGAAUUUUUGUUUGGUUUCCAGUUCGUCCAUUCCUAAAAGGAAAAUUAUUGGUCGAUCUUCAACAAAUUAUUCGACCCGACCUUGCCCUACCCGCGCACACACCGGGCAGAGGCUCUAAUGAAAUACCUGCCUGCGCAUGUGUGAUCAGAGAAGCCUAAAUCGAAAGAUUGUCGUCUGCGAUUAAUUAAUUGGAAGACAGUGUUUAUCUAAGAAAAAAAAGGUAUGCUAAGGACUAAGAGGAAAGUGCCUUCAUUGGUGGAUCUUUGUGUUAGUUUAGCAGUAGAGAAUGUCAAGUACCUAGGAGAUGUUGGAGAAACUGAUUUACAUCUUCUUGACCGCAUCUUACCUCAUUGUACAUUGGAUCAGCUGAUGCACAUCGAGAAGAGUACUGUUGGACGCGAUCUUAGUUCGGUAACUGAUAAGCUGUGGAAAACAUUUUAUGAGAAACAGUUCGGUGAGAGGAGUACUGAUCUUGUGAUUCAGAGGAUGAGGCAGAAGAAAGUUUCAUUUCGAUGGUUACAAUUAUACGAGGCAAAGCUAAAGGAAAUUGCGGAGGCAGAGAACAAAUUAGCUGCUCGAAUCAGGCAACUAUACAAAAAAGAAGAUGACAGAAAACAAAGUCGACAAGUUCGUCUUUGCUCGAAGGUUCCACCUUCAAGCAAUAAAAGAAGCUUUUGCGGAGGAAGUGGACCUGGCUACAAUCUUUCCAACGGGAAGAGCAAUUUGAUGAAGAAGGCAAAAAUGGAUUUUCUGAAGAGUCGCGAGGUGCAAAAUAUUGCCGCCAUGAAGAAAAAUGCUCUGCAAAGGAAUAGCAGUUCGUCUUCCAUGAUGAAGCCACCGGGUAGCUUUCCUGGGAAAAGUUCUGCAUCUUCGAAUCCAAUGAAGCCCCUGGAGAGGAGAUUCUAGAAGCAUGAUGCUAUCCAACUCUAUUCUAGCAGCAUGUUAAAUGUAUGAUUUCCUUGCAAUAAGGGCCUUUACUCUUUUUUAUUUUGUGGGUAGAAGCAACAAAUUGAGAUUGAAAUGAUGUAUUUAUCAAUAAUUAGAUGGAUAUCUUUCUUUUCUUUUUUCUCAUUAUUAUUAUUAUCGUCAUUGCUCUAA
Molecule: messenger RNA, 1178 nt
Organism: Populus nigra (black poplar)
Lineage: Eukaryota; Viridiplantae; Streptophyta; Magnoliopsida; Malpighiales; Salicaceae
Exons: 8
Coding region: 303-986 (227 amino acids)
Biological process (GO): transcription elongation by RNA polymerase II
Cellular component (GO): elongin complex; nucleus
Source: RefSeq, a predicted model, not a curated record